CAUCAUGGCCGACAAAUGUCAAAAUUGUGAAUAGUCAACGCAUUUUUAACCGAUAAGAGACACAGAGACUCAUCAUUUACGAAAUAUUUUCAUUGAGAUUAAGAAGCAAGAAUCCCUGAUCAUUGAGGAAAAACUAUUCAAGAUGAGAGUGAAAGAGAUUGAGCGGACGGCCAAUGUGGCAUGGUCGCCUGCCACACAAUAUCCCAUCUACCUAGUGGCUGGAACAGCAGCACAACAGCUUGAUGCCACAUUCAGCACUUCAGCAGCUUUGGAGGUGUACAGUCUUAACUUGGCAGAUUCAACCCUCAAUAUGCCACUGGUUUCUACUAUCCCUUCAGACUGCAGAUUUCACAAGCUUGUGUGGGGCUCCCAUGGUAUGUCUUCAGAGGAUGGUGGAGCAGGGUUUAUCGUUGGCGGGACAGAUAAUGGAGGUGUGUACUGCUACAGUGCCAGCAAAAUGAUCAAAGGGGAUAAGGAUUGUCUUCAAUUCAAACAGGACAAACAUACUGGCGCUGUCAAGGCUCUUGACUUCAACCCAUUUCAGGCAAACCUAUUAGCAACAGGUGCUUCAGAUUCAGAGAUACACAUUUGGGACCUGAACAAACCUGACAGUCCAAUGACACCAGGUGCUAAAUCACAGGCCAGUGAGUUAGAUGUGACGCCCCCGGAGGAGGUGGCAUGUGUAGCAUGGAAUCAACAAGUCCAGCACAUUCUAGCCUCCACCUUCACAGCCCGCUGUGUUGUCUGGGAUCUCCGCAAAAACGAACCCAUCAUUAAGAUCAGUGAGAGCAUGUCCAGGAUGAAGAGUAAGUCUGUAGCUUGGCACCCAGAGGUUGCGACACAACUAUGUCUGUCAUCUGAAGAUGACCAUACACCUGUGAUACAACUUUGGGAUCUCCGUUAUGCCACAUCUCCAGUUAAAGUCUUUGAGAACCAUAAACGAGGUGUAUUAGAUAUUGCAUGGUGUGCCCAAGAUUCUGACUUGCUUCUCAGCUGUGGGAAAGAUAACAGAAUUCUCUGUUGGAACCCUAAUAGUAACAAACAAAAUGGAGAGGUUGUAUAUGAGGUACCGACAAGUACUCAGUGGAGUUUUGAUGUCCAGUGGUGUCCCAGGAACCCAGGCAUUAUCUCUAGUUCAUCAUUUGACGGUCAUGUGACAAUGUACUCCUUAAUGGGCGGAGGUCAUCCAGUACAGCCAUGCAACAAGGUUGCCGACUCUUUCAAUACCAACGACCCGUUUGCACAGGGAGCUGCCAGUCAGACAUCACAGCAAGGUGACGUGAUGCCACUACAAAAACCACCCAAAUGGCUGCGGAGACCUUGUGGGGCAUCCUUUGCUUUUGGAGGCAAAUUAGUAUCAUUCGAGGGAGCUAAGGCCCUGCCUUCGUCACAACAGCCAGCAUCGCCAAGGGAAGUAUUCAUCAGCCAGGUUGUCACGGAAACAGAUCUGAUCACCUCCUCAUCUCAGUUAGAACAGUCUUUAAUGAAUGGCCAAUAUGUGGAGUUUUGUGCCAUGAAAGCAGCAAACUGCCAAGACAUAAUGCAAGAGAGCAUUUGGAACUUUUUAAGGGUGAAUUUUGAAAAAGAACCACGAGAACACUAUAUACAGUUGCUGGGAUAUGACAAAACAGAUCUGGCUAAAAAGGUGGCACAGCAUGCUUCAGGAGAAGACUUGGGAGUUGGCCAAGGUGUUGAUGCUACCGAGUUGGCACAGAAAAUGUCCCUACUGGACACUGUGGACUUGCAGAGAAGCGUGACAGGUUCUGGGCAGGCGUCUCCUAGUGUUGGCUCUAAGACACCAAUUAGUCGAGAUGAGUUCAACUCGUCAGCGUCAUCUGCAUUUGAUGAAAUAGCUGCACAGAAUAAGAAGACUCCUGGAAGUGCAGAUGAGUUGUCUGCAUUUGAUGACAUAGCAGCACAACAGAAGGCAAAGGAACGACCACAAUCACCUCUUAGUAUACCUACUGAUGCAGAUGCUGAUGGUCUGCUGAGUCAAGCAUUACUAAUGGGAAACUUUGAAGCUGCAGUGGACAUCUGUCUGAGUGAGGAUAAGAUGGCAGAAGCUAUUCUCCUAGCUAUUGCUGGUGGUCCAGACCUUCUUAGCCGUACACAGAAAACAUAUUUCAGGAAAAACAAAAGCAGUCUCGGCAGAUUAAUAUCCUCCGUGGUUACACACAACUGGUCACACAUUGUACAGACAUGUAACCUUGACAACUGGAAGGAGGCAUUAGCUCUCAUACUCACAUACGCAUCCCAGGACGAGUUUGUCUCUCUAUGUGACACACUUGCGACUCGCUUGGAAUCGGAACGGGCCGGUAACCUGUCCAUGUAUGCAAGUCUAUGUUACAUCUGUUCGGGUAAUGUGGACAAACUUGUGGAGAACUGGCACCGUAACACCCAGGCUAACAAUACUCCAAUGGGCCUACAGGACUUGGUAGAGAAAGUAAUGGUACUUAGAAAGGCUGUGGCUUUAUCACGUGGUCAAGAGGAGGAAGUGAGCACUGGUCUCCUGGCCAAUAAACUGAAUGGCUAUGCCAGUCUACUUGCUGCACAAGGAAGCAUGGACACGGCCAUGAGAUACCUCGGCAACUCAACAGAGGUAAAUUUAGCUAUAUUGAAGGACCGUUUGUUUCAUGCACUGGGACAAAGCAGCUAUGGUGUACAAGCCCCUCCCUUCCCCUUCAACAAGGUUAAUGUGGUACCACAGGGUGUGGCCCCUGUACAGGUCCCCACCAACAGAAAAGCUCCGUCAGGCCAGCAUCAGACCUCUCCUAUGUACCAAACUCAGGCAGGAGGAACCUUCAACACCAAUACAACCGGUAGUAAAAGCUACACAGCUCCUAACCAGUACCCCACAUCAUCUCCCUAUGGGACAAUGAAUGGCCAGGCUUCCACAAACCUCGGACAGGGUCAAGGUCAAACCUACGGUGGACAGUUUUACAACCCUAAUUCAAUGGCAUCAACAACGGGAUCAAACGCAGCAUCUGGAGCCAGUGCACCAUCUAAAGGUCCCCUGGCACACAAGUACCCUUCAUACCCACAGCCUGGCUAUGACUCCACUCAACAGUACGGAACUGGCAGCUAUGGCCAUCAGCAGUAUCAACCAACUAGUUACGGCGGCCAGUCCAUGCCUUCAAACGUCCCCUACUAUGGAGACUCGGGGGCAAACCCAGCUGGCUCACAGAUGGUAUCACAGCCGCCUUCCAACAUCUAUAACCCAACCAACAAUGCCAUGACAAGUAUGCCCCAACAUGCUGGAGCCAGUAGUACACUGCCCUCCCAGUCCUCCUUUAUGGACCACAAGCCUGCCACUGCAUGGAACGACCCUCCACUGGUAAAGGACAGAAAACCAAAGCAGUCUGAAAGUCACAGUCAGGCCCCACUUACCUCCCCUCUAUACGGUGCAACACCCGAGGCCAACAAUCAGCCUGCCAUGCCUGCAGACCAAGGACCUCCAGGGGCCCCAAUGAACUACUCAAACCUGUAUAACCCACAGGAACAUCAAAGAGAGGUUCAGGCUCCUCCUUCAAAUACAAGCGUCCCAGAACCAGUGCAGCCUCCUGUGGCUAAACAACCUAUACCCUCAGAACAUCAGGUGCUGCAGGACAUAUUCGGUUCCCUAGUCAAAAAUUGUUCUUCUGUUGCCUCAAAUGCUCCCAUGAAGCGGAAGUUAGAAGAUGUAAACAAAAAAUUAGAAAUACUUUAUGACAGACUACGUGCUGAAAUGUUAUCCCAGAAUGUGUUACUUGGACUGCACCAAAUCGUCCAGGCAAUACAACAGUAUGACUACAAUGCUGGAAUACAGGUUUAUACUCAAAUGGUUAGUCAAGGAAACUUCUCUGAAAUCAGUAGCUUCAUGCCUGGACUCAAAAUGUUACUCCAGUCUGCCAUGCAGAUGCAAGUGUACGUGCAGACCCAAUGAUGAUUGCCUGACGUAGACUGAGAAAUAUUUGACACGAUGAACAGAGAGUGGAAAUAGACAGUAUAAUAACCCAGACUCAAGGAUAUGUGUGAUAUUUAAUUUAAUACUGAUUAUUGCUGGAAAACAAUUUUUAUUCGUGACCUAAAAUUUGGAGGGAAAUUUCUAGUGAUUAAUCGACAGAUUUUGUCUGUUUUUGCAAUACAGGAAUGUUUUUGAUUAUUUUUUUCAAUAUUAUUUUCUUACAAUUGCACGCUACCAAAGUAUAGUUAGUACAGUAUUAGAAAUAAGAUAUAAUGUAUAAAAAGAAAGUACAAUGUAAUGGCUUCUGGUGUCUUAUGAAAGAAUUUUUGAUUCAGUUGAAUUUUAUAAGAUUUCGAAAACAAAUUUUGCUGCUAGAUAUCAAACUGCUUUUGAACCAUAUACAUUAUAUAGGUUUUUGUAACCAUCAAGGAAAAUCAUGACAUAAAUUUUAGUCACCUACUGGUAUACCAAAGGGUAAGUGUACACUGCCUCUCUAAGUCAAGAGUCCUCCAUUUUGUUCAUAGCAUAUCUACAAUUAUCAGACUCUGUAUGUUGGAGUAUUAUACACUGAAAAGUCAGGUUUAAACAUUAACAAAGUUAUGGCAUUUUAUCCACUGUUUAUUGCUUUGUCUGGAGUUUUCUGAGACAGUUAUCAAGCUUUAUAAGUACCUCUUGAGCUGGUGACAUGUUGCUAACUAUAAAUCAUCUUGCACAUUACUAAAAGCAGUGUUGGAGUAUAUUCAUUUUUUUAUCAUAAUGUCUAUUGCAUAUCUCGUAAACUCAAAUUUUGCAUGUGAGAACCACUGUUUAAUUAAUUAUAAAGGAUGUUUGGGUUUUACAUCUCCUGUCACACAAAAUACAGAGUUAUCGCCCUUCGUUCAUCACUUGUCAUAUUUUCUGUGCAUAAUGAUUUUACUCUUUCACUUGGUCACCAAUGAUUUAUGCGAGUACCUCUUCUGAUGAAUCGUACAUGAGACAAGUUCUUGUACAAGACUAUACCACUGUAUACAGUCUCGUUGUGGCCCUUUGUUUUUGUCUGAUACUAUCCACAAAGUGCGGACCAUAGACUUCUCACAAUUCUUUGCUUUAAAUGAUAAAUUUAAUGAAAAGAUUCAAUUUUGCAGCACAAAGUAAAAUAAACUACAUAAAUUAAGCAAAUGCUAAAGGUUGUACAUUAAAUUUCAUUUGCAAAUUAUUCAUUAAUCAACAUAGAUAUGGGAUGAGGAUAUGCAUUCGGUUAUAGUUACAGCCAUCUUAAUCUUGAUGCAUCAUUUAAAGCAACUAAAAACACCAUACAUGUAAAUGGUCUCAGAUGAGCAAACUAAUUUAAAAGUCUAGUAAAAUUUCAUUUAAUAAAAAAGAAUUGUGGUAAUAAUUUAAGUAAAAUGAAAUAAGCAUCAUGCAUAUUUAUUUUUAUAGAGAAUAUACAUUUCUUUAUGUGUAGAGUGAUCAUUUGUAUUGUCAGAAAUAGAGGUAAAUUGAUAUUGAUAUACCAAGAUUAUUGUCAGCUUUAAUAAUAAUAAAGGUUUUUUUCUUUUCUUUUUUUCUAAUAUCUUUAAAAGAUGAUAUAUUUAAAAAUUUGUUUUAGAGAAUGAUAUUGCAAUUACUGCUAAUUUAAUCCAUUCAGAUGUUCUUAGUUGCUUUAAAAAUUACCAUGAUUGUCUUGUGAACCAUUUACUGGUUUCAAGACACUGCAGUGCAUCAGCUCAUUACAUAUCAGUCAUUUCAAAUCACAAUUUAUUUAUUGAAUUUGUUUUAAUAAAUAUUUUUUGUAUAUGAUUUUUCAGGAAAAUUAUCUGUGUUCAGUAUGUUACAUACAUGUUUGGUAUAGGUUAAAAAAUAAUUUGUCAAACAGGUUAUUUAUAUACUAAUCCAGUAUUUAACAGAUUUUUUUUCUAUAUAAAUCUCAAUGGGAUUAUCUUUGUUUAUGUUUGUUACUGGGAGGGGGAGUAUCAACAUAUAGGAUGUUAAAUGAGUUUCUUUAUUGUGAUUCAUCAAAUGAGUCUUGAAUUUCAUAUGAAUUUAAAAAAAUAUUGAAACAAGCUUUCACAAAUCUUGCAUGAAAUGAAAGAGAUCUUAUGAUUAUAUUGAUAAUGUGUUGUAGUGCUCUUAUUUGCAUGAUCACUCCAAGGCACUUGACUGUACAGCAGUAAGUCUUGACCUAGUUCUAACACAUUAAGCACAUCCAAAUCGAUUGCAGUUCAGUUGAAAUGCUUACAAGUGUUAAUGCUUUGUCAUGAAAGAUUUGAUAUGUUGGCCCCUGGAUUUAUCAUAGGAUCAAUAUAGUAUUAUUCAUAUCAAUUAAUAUUUCUAGAGUUACAGUACAAAGCAUAUACAAUUUGAAAGUAGAGGUUUAUAAGGCAGAAAUAUAUUAAAACUGUAAUAUGCUUGGAUAUGCUGUUCAGCAUGUGAACAUUUAUGAAACACUAAAUAGAUCUGUUAUCAAGAUUCCACAGAUUUGGCUUUUCCUUUAUAGUGAAUGGAAAAUUUGAUAUUUGGAUUAGAUUUUGGCAUGAAUCUGAAAUGCAAUGUUUAUGUACUUCUAUAUUAAUACAAGAUCAUUUGACAGUAUUAUGAGAACACAACAGUGUUGUCAUUUUAUCUAAAUGGCAAAGUGGUUAUUGUAUCAAAAUGGUGAUAAAUGAAAUAAUGUAGUUAUUAGCUAAUUGUAAAAGCUGAAGGUAAAGUCUGUGCCAUUUUUAUAUCAAUUCAUCAACUUUAUAGUGCAUGAAUUAUUACUUUAUUUGUGAAGGAAAUUUAAUUUUAUGCAGAAAAAUAAGACCUAGGUGUUCAAAUUCAAAUAUUUCAUAUAGAAUUGAACUUUAAAAUGAAAUUGAAAUUUAGAAUUAUCUCAUUGAAAUAAAACCUAAGUAUUAAUGAAAUCAGUGUGAAUAUUUGACAAGUUUAUCUAUUCUUUACUGCCUUGUCAUGCUUAAUUUGGAAGAAAAAUGCUCUAUAUAGUCUUGUGAAAUAUGUCUUUAAAGUACUGUGCAGGAACUCGCAGGAAGUCCAAUGCGUAACGGUCUUCACUGUAUAUUUCAUUAUAAUGAUAUCAAGUCCAAGUUGAUAUUUUAAAGAAAUGAUGGUAUCAUUUGCCAGUAUUGUGUAUACAAUUGUACAUAGUAAGUUAUAUUUUAAUGCGUAACUGUUCUAUGCUUUAUCAGAUAGGCUAGUUAGUAAAAUGGCUGUUAAUUAAGAAUGUUUGUUGUGGGAAUAUGUGUUUGUUAAUGUUACCAUUGGGGCCACUGCCUUUAUGAGGUUGAAGCAUUCUAUUUUUUUCAUCCCAAAAAAAAACAAGGUGUUAUGAUGUCUCCAUUUAAUAUUCUUUUAAAUGACUGUGCAGUUUUAAUAUUUAUGCUGUUGUUGAUGUUUUCUAAUUUCGAAUUUUGUUACAAGUUGUUUCAAAAUUGAUUUUGUCAAAUUGUUAUUUUUUGCAUUUUGACCACGACGUUGAUCCAACCACAUAAAGGCUUCCCCAGGUGAAUGUGCUGUGAGAGCUUUGUAUGCUGUAUUAUUGAUGUAGUACCUAGCGGUACAGAAAUUACAUGUGAUAUGUAUGCCUGUCAAUCUAAAUGAGAAAAUAUAAUUAUGAUUUCAUCCGA
Molecule: messenger RNA, 7545 nt
Organism: Pecten maximus
Lineage: Eukaryota; Metazoa; Mollusca; Bivalvia; Pectinida; Pectinidae
Product: protein transport protein Sec31A-like
Exons: 29
Coding region: 143-3922 (1259 amino acids)
Biological process (GO): endoplasmic reticulum organization; endoplasmic reticulum to Golgi vesicle-mediated transport; intracellular protein transport
Cellular component (GO): endoplasmic reticulum exit site; COPII vesicle coat
Molecular function (GO): structural molecule activity; protein binding
Source: RefSeq, a predicted model, not a curated record